Molecule: messenger RNA, 5093 nt
Organism: Diabrotica virgifera virgifera (western corn rootworm)
Lineage: Eukaryota; Metazoa; Arthropoda; Insecta; Coleoptera; Chrysomelidae
Exons: 13
Coding region: 139-4899 (1586 amino acids)
Cellular component (GO): nucleus
Source: RefSeq, a predicted model, not a curated record
CCAUUCAAAAGCCAUGCAUUGCGUACAUCUAUGCGCAAAGCUAAAAGUUUUGAAUUCGUGUGCUUGUUUGAGUGUAGUGCAUUUCAAACAUGUUGAAGCAAAACCGGGUAGUGUUUUAGUGAAAAUUUGUAAUGAAAUAUGUCAGAAAUCAAACGUGUCGUCCUGAAUACACUCGAAACGCAAAAAGUGAGUGAUAAAGUGAUAAAAAAAGUGACCAAAACUGCGCGAAUCACCCUUAUUUUACCCGAAUCCAAUGAAGACGAGUACCCUGAGUUUAACUAUAAGGACGAGCUAGCUGCUGCUGUAAAGAAAAAAUCAAAACCCGUGAAAGAUUCCUCCAAUUGUGUUGAAAAUGGUUUGGAUCCGUUUGGCGAAAAUGAUGACGAUGUCAGAAGAAUUGCGCAAGAAAUGGAAGCAAAAUAUGGCUCCGGAGUGACGAAGAAGAAGCGAAAAGGAAGAAAGGACGAUUACGCGGAUAUAGGUAUGGGCUACGACGAGUCCGAUCCUUUCAUAGAUAACACCGACGGUUACGACGAGAUCAUACCGCAGAACGUUACGACGCUCCACGGAGGUUUCUACGUGAAUUGCGGUGCGCUUGUAUUCAAGACUGAUGAUGAGGCCAGUUCGAACGCUUCCUCUUCCGAUCCCUCGUCACCUGAUGCUUCCUCGUCGUCUGAGAGCGAAGGUGAAGAAAAGCAGACACCCAAAAACCGAAAAAGAAUUUUGGAGACCUCAGAUAGUGAUAGCGAUACUGCCAAUCCUAACCAAAAGGAAAAGAAACCCAAAGUACAAUCAGCGGCCACUACCAUGCAACAAGCUAUCCAAAAGAAACUGUUCAGUACGACUAAGAUACAGGUGAAGAAAAGGCGUUUGAUUGAUCCUCUUAAAAAGACUGUGAAAGACUUACUGCGAGAGAAACGCGAGGAUCUCAACAUGACCGUACCAGAGGAGCUGAAGACUGUGGAGGAUAACAUCGAAAAAGAAUCCUCGAAAGAGAAUAAGAAGCCAAUGAAUAUUACCAGUGUCACGGAUGCCAUAGAAUCAGUUUUGAAAAAAGUGGUUCAAGAAGAAGAUCAGUUGGAUAAUAACAAUAUAAAUCAAACCAAACCGCCAUCUGACGUCACUCCAAAUGUCGUGCUGACUCAAAAUAAAAGUGAUUCCCAACCUUCUUCAUUGAAUAAGGAAAAGGACAACAAGCCACAGCUUACUAGGUUAGAAAAAGAGGAAAUGGUGAAGUUACCAGAAAAUUUACCAGCAGAUAUAGAAGACUUGGUGUCGAAGAUGAAGGAAGCAGCAUUAAAUUAUAAAGGAGAGGGUAAAAAGGCGUUCUUCACGAAGGAAGUCAACUCGUGGCUUUUAAAUCUUGAGAAAAGGAGCAAGAGCAUAAGUAAAUCGUCAAGGGUGAAAGUCUACGAGCAUCUUUCCCAGUACGUGAAUUGUACAAAAGACACAUUAACGCGUCGUGCUAGAGUUCUAGAUCUGGAAGACAGCGAGAGGCGAUUGAAGAUCUUGGAGAACAAGCUGAAAGAAUCUGUUGCUGCCAUAAUGCCGAUGUUGGAAGAGAAGUAUCAGCAAGAGAGCGAAAAAAUCAUGCAAAAGUUUCCCAAAGGUGAUAAUAACGAAGAUAUGAAAUCAUUGAAGCUCCCCAGAAGGAAGUUUGCGUGGUCUGAAGAAACUAAGAAAUUCUUAAAGGACGUAGUGAGUUUGAAGAAACGCUGCUUGACCCUCGAGGGUAAAUGCAAAGAUAACUUGCUAGAAGAGCAAAUUAUGGAUUACUUAAGAAAGCAAAUCAUACCGAUGUGGCCGGUGGGAUGGAUGUACGUGAAUGUCAUGACAAAAAUUAUCAAUAGCAUGCAAGAUAACUCUAGGCCCCCUUCUUCUACCAGUUCGCAGUCGAGUAGCAGUACAGUCACCGUCAAGUCAGUGAAACAUUCCAAUCUUUCUAUAACGCCCGUCACCAAUGGCAAAACUAACACAGAAAAGCCAGAAAUUACUAAUAGCCUUACUGUUACCAAAGUCGUUAAUAAUAGUGAGAUCGAUAGCGCAAAAAAGAACCAUUUGAUUCCUGAUAUCACAAUAAUUAAAGAGAAAGACGAGCGAAGCAACUCCAACUCUUAUAAAGAUCUGGAGAUUAUCACUAAGCAUCCCAGUCCGCCAAAGGUUGAUCCCAUGGAUGUACCCGCUGACCUAUCGAUACAUCCCAAUAAGAGCGAUGUCUUCGAGCUUGUCAGUGACGAUUCUCAAUUUCUAGAAGUCAAUAAAGUGAAACCAGAACAGGGAAAACCUCUGACUUAUCAAAAACAACCGAAGCAAACUGAGAUGUUUAAGCCAUACGCCGACGAUAUUUCGAUCGAACGGAACAUUCCAGAAAAACCGAAAGUAGUGUCAUAUGAAGAACAACGUCUACCUCAUGCCGAAAUCAUACCUCAAGUUGCUCAGCAUGUUGAUCAUUCGUAUCCGAACAAAGAAAAGGCCAGCGGACAGUCGUCGUACUCCGAAAAAAGCAAACAAGGAGUAGAAAAAGAAAAGUACAGCACACAUAUAUUCCCGGUAGAAGAACAUAUCCCUCAUAGUUAUACAGAAAGAGACAAACGAAUCCCACAAUCGUAUCCAGACAGGGAAAAACAGAGCUCCCAUGAAGUCGUAGAUAAAGAUAAGCACACGAAUCCCGAAAAAGAUAAACGCAGUACAAUGAUUUAUCCGGAUAAAGACAAACAUAGUUCUGUCUCUUAUCCCGAUAAAGAUAAACAUAGUACAAUGAUUUAUCCAGAUAAAGACAAACAUAGUUCUGUCUCUUAUCCCGAUAAAGAUAAACAUAGUGCAAUGAUUUAUCCAGAUAAAGACAAACAUAGUUCUGCCUCUUAUCCCGAUAAAGAUAAACAUAGUACGCCUAGUUACCUAGAAAAAGAAAAGUAUAGCGACCAUGGCUAUGCAGAAAAAGACAAGCAUGCGCAGCUUAGUUAUUUAGAGAAAGAUAAACACAGUUCCCAUGGGUAUGUAGAGAAAGAUAAACAUGUUUCUCUUAGUUUUGUGGAGAAAGAUAAACAUGUUUCUCAGGGUUUUGUGGAGAAAGAUAAACAGGUUCCCCACGGAUACGUAGAGAAAGAUAAACAUGUUUCUCAUAGUUAUGUGGAGAAAGAUAAACAGGUACCCCACGGAUAUGUAGAGAAAGAUAAACAUGUUUCUCAUAGUUAUGUGGAGAAAGAUAAACAGGUUCCCCACGGAUACGUAGAGAAAGAUAAACAUGUUUCUCAGGGUUUUGUGGAGAAAGAUAAACAGGUACCCCACGGAUACGUAGAGAAAGAUAAACAUGUUUCUCAUAGUUAUGUGGAGAAAGAUAAACAGGUUCCCCACGGAUACGUAGAGAAAGAUAAACAUGCUUCCCGCGGUUACGUGGAGAAAGAUAAACAUGUUACUCAUGGAUACUUAGAAAAAGAUAAACAUCUUUCUCAUAAUUAUAUGGAGAAAGAUAAGCACGUUACCCAUGGAUACGUAGACAAAGAUAAACAUGUUCCUCACGGUUAUUUGGAGAAAGAUAAAGACAAACGUGUUUCACCCGCUUAUCUAGAAAAGGAUAAACAUAGUUCACGUAGUCAUCCAGAUAAAGAAAAGCACAGCUCUCAUAGUUAUUCGAGUAAAGAUAAACAUAGUUCCCAUAGCUAUUCAAACAAGGAAAAAUCUAGUUCUCACGUUUACGUAGACAAGGAAAAAUUUGCUGCCCUUGCGCAUUCCACUCCUGCUCAGAGCACUUAUGUCGACAAAGAAAAACAAUCUUCGUCGUAUUCCAGCAAAGAAAAGCCCAGUUCCCAUUCCUAUUCGGAUAAGGAGAGACAUGUUUCACAUUCGUAUGCAGCAGAUAAAGACAAGCAUAGCUACCAAUCGUACUCUGACAAAGACAGACAUGGACAUUCAUCGCAUUCAGAAAGAGAUAAGCACAAGAAGUACGAAGAUAAGUUGUUGCACCAUCAAGAAAGGGCUUCUAAGUUGGAUAAUUUGUUGCACAACGACAAACCCGCGAAUCUCAGCAAACAGAUAGAUAAGCCAACAGAUCUGUCGAAGUUUCAGAUGUUUAAGCCGUAUUCUGAGACACCUAAGUCACACACGGACGCGAGGGAUCUUACCAAGCAACACCACAUCGCAGAGUAUAAAGCUAAGGAGGACAAACAUCAUAGAACUAUGGAUAUUCCAAAGUCGAUGCCACAAGAUGCGUCCAACUUUACAACGAAAGCUUUUACUACUCCCAGUGAUUUUAUGAAUUCGCGGUAUGACGUGUCUUCGUCUUCGAAGCAUCGGAGCACCAAUGCACAUGGGUUUACUAUAGGGAGUCUCAGUAACGAUAUACCCCAAGUGAGCCAAGUCAAGGAAGAUAACGGCGUGAUAGUUAAGAAUAUCCAAACGAAAGACAUUAAUAGAGAAGAUCACCAUAAUCCUGUGAUACCACUAGCUGCUCACUGCCAAGGAGUCAAAAGGAAACUAAUGGAAACCUAUUCCAGGAGUGCCGCCGAGCUUACUUCUCCAAAUUAUUAUACCGUCGCAUCAAAUAAGCAUAAUGAAUACUCAACAUCAACUCCACUAGUCACUAAAUCGGAGGGAGAUGGCCAGCAGGACAUUCAGAUGGUAAUGGAGAACCUCAAAGCGCUGCAAAAACUAUCCUGCUCUCCCGCCAAGACAGACACCAGUGUCAGCUCUCCCGUAUCGGUAAUAUCUUAUAACAACAAAAACUUCCCGUCGCCCAAAACUACCACGGCGGCUCUCAAUCUGGGUAGAGGCGACGCGAAUAGCCGCAGCGAGUUCCCUGGCGGGUUCCAGGACGAAUUCCAGAAACAGUUCAUAAAUUCCUUACAACAAAUGGCUGCCAAUGCUGGUAGUAGUAAGUCUAGUUAUAAUAAUGGCAGUUAGUCCCGUUUUAUAGAGAAUAGAAUUAUAGAGAGGUGCUGUUUUAGAGCAUCUUGAACGUACUGUGGAGUGAUGUUUUUAAAAUAAUGUAUAUAAAUAAGUAAACUGCCUGAGAAAAUAUUAUCUAAGACAUGAAAAUGUUGUAAUUAUAUCCUUUUUGAUUUGUACAUUAAAGUUUUUGAGAUAAGUUUUAUUCA